Molecule: messenger RNA, 877 nt
Organism: Symbiodinium necroappetens
Lineage: Eukaryota; Dinophyceae; Suessiales; Symbiodiniaceae
Source: the annotation of a GenBank genome assembly
GACGCCCAGCGACGCUGCGGCAGUCACAGAGGGAGGAAGGCUUAGCCUGGGCGGCUUGCAAACGACGGAUGAGGACUUUUACAAAGCAUGUGUGGACGGGGCCACCUGGAGGAUCGUUUCCCAAGCGGUGCCGCAGAGGUUUCCUGACUUUUGCCACCUGGCACAAUCGGCAGCAAAUGCCACAGGGCACGUAGCACGGGAAGAGUCCGAGCUACAGUUGUGCCGAAAGAUCCACUCAGAGGUGGCAGGUCAAAUGAGAGCGGGCAAAUCCAAUGUCACCUACCAGGACAUCAAGGACGUUGUCCUCAGAUCAAAGCCCCGCAGUGCAGGGACGGUGCCUGCGCUUUUCGUCUUCACACUCCGGUACAGCGGGGGCCAGUCGGCACACUUACUUCAUGAGACGGAGAAGUUCGUUCGAGCUCAUGGUUUUAACAGCCGGCUGCUUGGCCCAGACACCUACGAAGCCCUCAACACAGAGCUCAAGAGCCGCGACCCGGGAGCGCAGAUCAGGCAUAUGCUCUUGCACUUCGCUUACGGCGUUGACGACCCCCGGGCCCUGAGCCCGUCGGACGUCAAGAAGGCACUUUCCACGAGCAUGGCCAACAAACGAGAGGAAGCCACCAAGCUUCUCGAGGAGUGCAAAGCACUGUGCAGCGCCCAUAGUGUUCCGGCGGCCCUGGCGCUGAAAGCGGUUGGCUUUCUCCAGGUGAACAUGGUCGGAGUCUUACUGGAUAAGAAAAAGUUCAAGAAGCACGCAAGCCUGCAGAAAGCGGCGGAGCACUGCAUCACGGAAAUCCAAGAGGGCGUACAGAUCCACUUCCCGAACCCGUUCGCCAGCACAACCUCAGCCAGCUCGUCUUUGAAGUCAUCGCCUAAG